CGACGCACAGCUUGGCUGGGCUCUGGGGUCAGAGGUCGAGGGUCAGGGCCCAGGGUCCUGCUCGGAGGUCGUCGGAAACAGACUGAAGAUGGACAGGCCACAGAGUGUAUUCUCCGGUGACGAUGGUGGCACAGGUGCCGUGGUUCUAGAAACGUACGUGGUAGAAUCCACAGAGUCCGCCUCGCAUGUUCAGCUGGCCUGCCGAGAACCAUACUGCGCCUUCCCACUGAACGGACAUGAGCUUUGUGUCUGCAAUGCCAGGAACCCUUCCGACCAGCCUCUGACCCUAAGAGGACACCGUCAGUCCGUAACUGCUGUGGCGUUUGGGCACAAAGCGAGCCCGCUUCUCCUCUGCUCUGCAUCACAGGACCGCGUGCUCGUGUGGGACCUGGACCUCUGCAGGGCGGACGCACUCCAGGGAAUGGCUCCUCGUGGAACGGUCCUGGGCUCGCUCCUGGGGAAGGUGAUCUGCCUGGGGUUCAGUCUGCACGACCAUACUGUCGCCGUGUGCGUGGGGACUAGGAUACUCAUGAUGGACACCAAGAGCCCAUCUGUCCUGGCCGAGCUGCAGGGCCAUCUGGCUCCAGUGACCGCACUGGCUUUCAGUACUUGGCAAGCAGACACCCUCAUUUCCGUGUCUGAGGACAGAAGCUUCAAGGUGUGGGACUGCCGUGUGGGGACCUCAGUAUAUACCUCACCCGUGCUCUCAGCCUACCCUCUCCUCAGCAUUCUCCUCCACAGAGACUCCGAGCAGCUGGUGACCGGCUGUGCCAACGGUCAGCUCUGGGUCUUCAGCCUGGCUGAAAGGCACCCCUAUCGCUGUGUGACGCGUGUGGACCUCAGGAGAAAGGCAGCGAGCUUCUUCGCCAGGAAGGAGCAGCUUGGGCUCUGCAGCAUCUUAGGUGAGAAGAAGAAAGGAGCAAGGGCCGAGGCGGCCCUUCCUGCCCUGCACCUGGAGCGCUGCGACCUGCCCCUCAGUCGGAGGCCAGGGAGGGAGAGUGUCGUGUGCCUGUGGAUCGGGAGCUCCGCUGGCUUGUUCUGCUUCAACUUGGCCAGUUUUGAACUGGAAGCUGCUUUACUGUACGAAGACUUUGCGGACCUCAGCAUCACGGUGGCGGGAUCAUGUGCCAUCAUGACGGAGGCUGUGAAUGGGAAGGUCCUGUGCCUGCUCUCAUCCCUGUUUGGAAAUCAGAUUGCUGUGCUGGAAAUCAACCCUGCCUCCCUGGCGGGCUUCCAGAGGGGUGCUGGUGUGGGGAGGCACUUGUCUGUCCUGGCAAGCUCCUGUGUCUCCCCAACCUCCCCGCUGUGUUGUGGAGCCACUGAGAAGAAACGUCCCAACCCCCCUGGACAGAGGCCAUCAGUCCCUGUGUCCAACCACCCUGCUGCUGCCUGGAGCCGCAUCCAGGACCAGCCCCUCGUCUUCCACACGAAGGUCAGGUCCUCCGGCUAUGGCCAUGGCCCACGCAAGGUCCCGAUGUUCACACCGAAGACGAAUACCAAGGGUGACCGACCUUCACAGCGCAAGAGCGGCCACCAGUGCAAAGACUACCCUGUGGAGAGCCCACUACCAGCCCGCCUCCGCCAGCAGGUGGCUGUGGCCCCGGCCCCCACCUCAGUGUGCUGUCUUCAAUAUUCAGGUGAUGGCUGCCGCCUGGCCUGUGGCUUAGCCAGCCCUUCAUUGCUUGUCUUUGAUGCCAGCCUCUCAGGGACUCCGCUCGCCUUUUCAGGCCACGACGGGCCCGUGAGUGCGGUCAGCUGGAGUCGGAGUGGUGAGUGGCUGCUCUCUACCUCGCAGGACGGCGCCCUGAGGAUGUGGUCAGCUCGCAGCUCAGCACGCAUGGUGCUCUUGGGCAGAGACAUGUUUUCUAAGCCGAUGCAGUUCGCGCAGUUUUACCACAUCGAUGCCUUUGUAUUGCUGUCGUCUGGGCCGGAGUUGUGUCUGCUGCGGUACCACAUUGACACCAGCAAAGAGGAGAUUAAAAGAUAUAAACAGAGGAGCAAGUUCCAGCCAGCUCACAGGCUCUCCACAAGUGGCCAGUCGGACAUCACCAGCUUGUCAGCAGUCAAUGAUUUCUACUCCUACACCGUGCUGACGGCCAGCAGGAACAGAGCCCUGGAAAUGUUUGACCUGAAUGCCGGCCACAGUGCUGCCCUGAUCCCUGAGGCCCACACGAGACCUGUCCAUCAGAUCUGCCAAAACAAAGGCUCAUCCUUUGUGGCCCAGCAACCUGAGGCAUAUAACCUUUUCCUCACUGCCGCUGUGGGCGACGGGGUCAAGCUGUGGGACCUGAGGACCCUGAGGUGUGAGCGGCGCUUUGAGGGCCACACAAACCGCUGCCUCCCAUGUGGGGUUGCACUCAGCGCCUGUGGACGGCACGUGGCCUGUGGUGCGGAGGACAGAUAUGUCUACAUGUAUGAAAUGGGGUCCAGCACCUUCUCCCACAGGCUCGGAGGACACACGGACACAGUCACCCAGGUGGCCUUCAGCCCCUCAUCCCCUCAGCUCGCCACGGCCACGGCGGACGGGAAGCUGCAGUUGUUUGUUCCUGAGUGAAGGAGGAGGCCCGAUCUGUGGGCCGCUGCAGAGCCCGGGGACGGUGGCUCCACGGCCCGGGCUGCUUCUCCGCUUCCUCCUGCUGCAAACACACCUGGCACC
Echinops telfairi (small Madagascar hedgehog) is the source of this 2656-nucleotide messenger RNA. RefSeq names its product WD repeat domain 27 (gene WDR27). Gene Ontology annotation, molecular function: protein binding. The record is from RefSeq and is a predicted model, not a curated record. Lineage: Eukaryota; Metazoa; Chordata; Mammalia; Afrosoricida; Tenrecidae. Bases 89 to 2554 code for a protein of 821 amino acids. The transcript has 25 exons.